UAUUCAAUUGUUUGUGAAAGGUUUUGAUUGAUGAACUACUAACCAAUUGAAUUAUGUUGUUGAUCUAACUAGUGUACUCCAGAACACUAUAUCAAGUUGUUCUGUUUUACAAAGAUAUCAUCAUAAUCUCAGCUUUUUAAAAACUUUAAAGAAUCACAGAGUUUAAUUUGACGUAAGAGUCAGUAAACUGAAUUUUCCUCACAGUUAUCAGUGGAGUUCAUUUGGUUUUACUAAUUAAGCUUUAUGAAAUGUCGUUUUCAAUACUGACAUGACAGAAAGUUUCAUUUUCAAGUCUCAAAUGAAUCACUUGAGUUUAUAAACAGUAGCAAAAGUAAUUUGUCAAUAGACACAGCAUGUCAGUCAUUUUCCGAUUUUCAUCGUCAUUUCCUAAUGCUAGCAGUUGCAUUUCACAUCACAUGUUUUGCAAUUAUGAACUCUUAUUUUUGUGUUUUUGUUCUUUUUCAGUGAAGUCUCACUUUUUAGCAGCCCUGCGAAGAUGAACCUGGGCUGGUUCACUGCACGGUCUAGUUGUUGAAAGACUAAAUGUUUUUAUGAAAAAGAAUUGCCUUAGGCCUGUAUGUACAGAUGGUUAAAAUGUGGCACUGCCUACCAUCCACCAACUUCACGCCACUGCAGACUUCCUGGAAACCAUUUUACAGGCCAAUAUAACCCAACUUUGGUUUUAGGAGAAUGUCAGGGUGCGAGGCUGAGCUUAACCCUUCAGUGGACCACAAGCAACCAGACACACACACUCUCUCUUUUUGUUCCUUUUGUUUGCUAACAGCUUCUAUAAAUCGUACACUAUUUCAAGAUCUAAGGAAGCUGCACUGGUUGGACAUAGCGGGCAUCCAAAUUGACAUAAUCAGAAGUAGACUUUCAUCAGACAAUCUUCUCUGACCUUGUAUCUUUUUAUUUUUCCCUCUGCAGACCAUCUUGAUUCAAAACAUCUACCGUAAUCCCCAAAACAGUGCACAGACGGCCGACGCCUCUCGCUACCAUUGCCCUCUUGAACAUUUACCGUAACCCUCAAAACUCUGCCCAGUCUGCUGAUGGUUUACACUGUGCUGUCAGUGAUGUGGAGAUGCAGGAGCAUUACGACGAGUUCUUUGAGGAAGUAUUCACAGAGAUGGAGGAGAAGUAUGGGGAGGUGGAGGAGAUGAACGUAUGUGAUAACUUGGGAGACCACCUUGUUGGCAACGUCUAUGUCAAGUUUCGUCGCGAGGAGGACGCAGAAAAAGCAGUCAUGGACCUGAACAACCGCUGGUUUAACGGCCAACCCAUCCACGCAGAGCUGUCGCCCGUCACUGACUUCAGGGAAGCCUGCUGUCGCCAGUAUGAAAUGGGGGAGUGCACUCGAGGCGGCUUCUGCAACUUCAUGCACCUCAAACCUAUAUCCCGGGAACUGCGUAGGGAACUGUACGGCCGCCGCAGGAAAAGGCACCGCUCUCGCUCACGUUCCCGGGAUCGGCGCUCCCGUUCCAGGGAUCGUGGACGUGGAGGUGGACGGGACCGCGAGCGGCGAAGGUCAAGGGACCGGGAACGUUCUGGGAGAUUCUAAACCAAGCCAAGAUUGAUCCAGUGUCCCACCAAUACCCCUCCCUCCUCUCCUGCCCCUACCAGUGAUGGGUUUUUCUUUUCUUUUUCUUUUUUUUUGGUGAAAUAUUCAAAGUGUUUAAUUUGUUUUCUUUUAUUCUCAUUUUUUAAGACAAGCUUGUGUCGCUUUCGCAAUAAAACACAUUUGUAACUCU
Molecule: messenger RNA, 1748 nt
Organism: Myripristis murdjan (pinecone soldierfish)
Lineage: Eukaryota; Metazoa; Chordata; Actinopteri; Holocentriformes; Holocentridae
Product: splicing factor U2AF 35 kDa subunit
Exons: 7
Coding region: 1082-1558 (158 amino acids)
Biological process (GO): mRNA splicing, via spliceosome
Cellular component (GO): U2AF complex
Molecular function (GO): metal ion binding; RNA binding
Source: RefSeq, a predicted model, not a curated record